Messenger RNA from Perkinsus marinus ATCC 50983, 756 nucleotides. RefSeq lists its product as hypothetical. The transcript has 7 exons. The record is from RefSeq and is a predicted model, not a curated record. Gene Ontology annotation, molecular function: phosphatase activity. Lineage: Eukaryota; Perkinsozoa; Perkinsida; Perkinsidae. The coding region runs from base 1 to 756 and encodes 251 amino acids. Gene Ontology annotation, biological process: dephosphorylation.
AUGUUUCGCUCAACUGAUGUCCCACGAGUCUACCAGAGCGCUGAAGCUUUGGCCAUGGGGUUGUUCCCGAAAAUCGUCGAGGGUGAUCCGUCGACCCUCAAUAUCAUCAUCCCUGAUAGGUCGAAAGACACCUUGACACCCAGCGCUACGGUGUGUCCUCGUCUCAAGAAUGCUCUUGAUGAGUUCCACAAUUCAUCUGAAGCCAAGAUACGUGCAGAGCGUACGAGCUCCGAACGGACGAUCUUGGGCUCCACCACUGGUCGCAGCGAGGCAUUCAAUACCAAUGAUCCACGGGACAUGCUCAAUAUCUACGAUUCGCUCUUCGACUGCCUGUCUACCCACGUUUGCUCAACUGUCCCUAGUGAGCCCAAGGAUGUCCCUAGAGGUCUAGGCCCGAGUAGUAUCUUAUUCAAGCAUGUUGAGAGGGAGGGGCUAUUCUGGUUCAUCAAUCGUUAUGGUACAUCCGAUAAGAUUCGAAAGCUUGCCUAUGGGCCCUUCAUUCAAGACUUGCUCGAGGAUUUGAGUGUCACUAGGAGGCGUUUAUCGGUUUAUCUUGGUCAUGAUACUGGACCGGCCAACGCCAUCACCGACACACUGCAGUUGACCUGGAUGGAUUCUGGCAAUGCAUGCGCUAAGAGCUGGCCACCAUUUGGCAGUAUGUUGGUAAUGGAGAUCUACUCCGACGACCAAGUUCGUUUUAUUUAUAACGGCCGAGUAGCCUCUGUCGAGGCCAUCCAAGAAUGCAGGGGCAAGUGA